CGUUAACUGAAUGGGAGCAGAUUUGGCCAAAAGACCAGUUGAUUAUUGUAUAACAAGAUGUGGCGGAUAUAAAACCCAAGGGUCAGUUGACCAGCGGGCUCAGUUGAGAUCAAAACACUCGACCAUUAUGUCGCCACUGGAUAUCGUUUUGCUUCUGUUUAGUUUCCACCAAGUGCUUGGCAGUGACUUUUCCGCCAUGAGCUCGGAGUUCAAGCAAUGUGUUCGUGCAUCCCAAAAACCUAAGAUUAGUGAAUGUCUGGGAAAAUCGGCUCUGAACUUCAUCCAGAGAUUGGAUGAGACCGAUAACGUAAAGUUCGUGGAGGAUUUUGUGACUGUGAAAAGUGAAACAGCUGCAGUCAGAUCUCUGUCAAAUGUGCUCGACACGGAUCCAGUGGACUUUCGUGGUAUCCUGGAGAAUGCCGGCGCAGUGAUGGGUCAACGAAGUAUGGAGUGGCAUAUGGAUGGCCUUUAUCCCGGACUUAUGUUCAAAAUUGGUCCCACAGCGGAUGCGAAUAGUGUGGCCGAGUUCGUCCUCGAUGGAGCGACGCAGGGAGAGCGACAAUUUGGAUUCGAGGAUCCCUCAACUGGACGCGUCUUGGCCAAGCAGUAUUUGCUUCCCUUUCUCCUGGGCUUAAAAUUCAAUCUGGUCGCUCUAGUACCAUUGAUAUUUGCUGGCAUAUGUCUGCUCCUUAAGAAGUCAUUAUUUCUGGUAAAGCUGGCAAUAUAUGUGAGCAGCUUCCUGGGACUGGGUGGAAUCGUGGGUGGACUGGGAGGUUUAGGUGGAUUUGGAGGCGCCAGCUUUAGCGGUGCGAACUUUGGUUUCGGCGGUUUUAACGGCCACCGACCCAUCGGUCACUUUCCCGGAAAAACUACAGUAUUUGGCCAAGGCCAAGAUGAGUUCCACCACCAGUACGAUGUGCACGAAUCAUCACCAUAUCGUCGCAGUGAGCGAAAAGUAAGAUUCGAGCAGCCUCGAAUGGCAGAAACACCUGGCCAAGCACCUCUAGUCAACCCCAAGCCAGCCACUCAAGACCGCUUUUAUGACUUUGAAAACCAACGCAGGCCAAGUAACAAACUAUUGGCAGCCAGUGUGGAGCAGGAAGGCGAACUCCUGUUGAGAAACUUCCAGGAUCCCCACCGAAUGGAGGGCUGGCAGGCGGUGGACGUGAGAUCGCUAUAGGGCAAGAAGUUUACACUGAACGAAAUGUACAAUUUUUGUAUUCGAAAGUCAAAGGGCGAUGUGUAGGGUAUUUAAAAUCCUUCUUUCUGUGUACAUAAAAUAUGAUUAUCCUUAAGAAACUAUCCUCACAGAUGAGCUAACUUAAUUUUAUAAUAUAUAUUUAAUAUGGACUA
Molecule: messenger RNA, 1353 nt
Organism: Drosophila yakuba
Lineage: Eukaryota; Metazoa; Arthropoda; Insecta; Diptera; Drosophilidae
Gene: Osi10a
Exons: 2
Coding region: 11-1180 (389 amino acids)
Source: RefSeq, a predicted model, not a curated record